Molecule: messenger RNA, 16561 nt
Organism: Serinus canaria (Common canary)
Lineage: Eukaryota; Metazoa; Chordata; Aves; Passeriformes; Fringillidae
Product: T-cell receptor-associated transmembrane adapter 1
Exons: 9
Coding region: 13544-14098 (184 amino acids)
Biological process (GO): negative regulation of receptor recycling; positive regulation of T cell receptor signaling pathway
Cellular component (GO): T cell receptor complex
Source: RefSeq, a predicted model, not a curated record
CCCCCCGACAUGGACGAACAACCACUCGCCCACCCACCCUUCGGAUGUUGGCAGGAAGGUUGCUGAAUUAUUGGAGAGAUGUAGGCAGAAAAUGGCCUCCAGUCACUAGCACCCAGAAAAUGACGGAAACGAGAUGCUACUAUGGUUCCAGACAUGUUUUUUUUAUUCAGUUCAGAGGUAACGGACACAAGCAGGUAAAAAGAUUCUUUCCCCUCUCUGUAAUCAUCUGCACUAAACUAAACACAUCAAAUUGUUCAGCUUCUGGAAAACAAGGUAAGAAGAAAAUCCCUCUACUAAAUCAGCUGAUUAAUGGAUGGAAAAAUAAAACAAACUCCAAGCUGGUAGCUUGGAAGAUCUGAAGAUCACUUUUGUGUUUUUUUCACCAAACAGAAUAACUAGUUCCAAGAGUCUGUCUCCCUUGUUAAUAUUCUGACUUUAUUAAGUCUGUUCAUAUCUACUAGAUUUUACAAAACGUAGAGAUGCAGAAUGCUCAGAAUCUUCAAAUUUCUAAUUGCAACCAUUUCUGGAUCUAUAAUUUUAGAACUUACUGGCUGAUGGCUGGGAAGGGGUGGCCCAAGACAUGAGCUAUACCCAGAAUCCAGUAAAUAAGCUGUGUACUUGCAAAUAUACUAUUCCAGUAGGAAAAGAUGCUAUAAUUUCUAUGAAAUUGAGGUAGACGGGUGAGAAAAAGCACAGACAGAGCAAAAAUUAAUUAAGUGUUAAUACAAAGCCUCACAAAUGAGGGCUUCACUUAGAAAUUGAAUAUAAUCAUAUAGAAACAUGUUUUCCAUUAGUGACCUCUGGAACAUCUCAGCACUAAGUGGUGCUGGUGUAUGACAAAAGAGAGAGCCUUGUGCUUCUGUAAAAAAGGAAGCAAGGCUGUGCUCCCUCUUCAUACAUCAUCAGGCAGUGACAGGAUAGAAAGAUUACAACAUCUGACACGGAUAUCUGCAGGUCUAAUCGUUCCUGUCAGAGCUCCCUUAAAGCAAACUUAAAUUAACUAACUUGAGAUUCUGAAUGAUGCAACUUUAUGCCCAAUCUAACACUGAAAAAGAGGCCCUGAUGAUGGAGCACUAGUCAGUGAUGAGGAAACAUCACUGACUAAAUUAAAUAUAAUCACUGACUAAGAUUAAAUAUAGAGUUAGUCCUCCCUAGCAGAGAGGGGCAGGUCAGGCUGACUGAGAUGCAGAGGAACAAAAAAUGCGUUUUUAUUUUAAGAUGGUUUCUCAGGUGAACACAGCACGGUCUGCCUAGGAGCUGACAGCAAGAGGACCUUCAUGAUCCACUCCCAUGCACAACAAACCAUGAUGGUGUCAAGUGCAUACAGGUUGUGCAAUGUUCCAAGCAUGGAGCACAUAAAAAUGUCUGGUAAGGUUGUCACAAAUCAUUCAGCUCUUAGCUAGGAAGCUGAGGGGAGUUGGCACUGGAAAGAGACCACUUUGGCAGUUGGCACUGGAAGAGAUGAUCUAUGGCAGCUCAGCAUGCUUUUCUAAGCUGAUACUGAAAGCAACUGCCAUGACAAUAAGGAUUAGGCAGGCAGCUGAUAUAUUUGGCAUAUCUAUACAUAUCAAGGGUGCCAACGAGGCUCCUUCUUUGCCAGGAUUGCUGAGGGUCAGAACAGACCAUGUACAAACACAGCCUCUUUAUCAGCACCGUUAGGAAGGGGAGUCAAUAGUUAAAAUAUCUUGCUAGUGACAAUCAAAAUCCACAUUAAAGUCUGCAUUCAGAAAGCCACCAACAAUUUGUCUAAGGAGAAGGAAAAGGGAAAAAAAAAGGCUUUGUAUACAAAUCGUUCAUUUUCUUCUGCAUCAGUAGAUGGUGCUCUUCACGUUCUCUCAGAGGUUAUUUCUAAGCACAGUGCUUUUAUGCUUGGGGCUGAAAUCUCUAAGUGCUUUUUCCACACACCCUUCUUCAUCUCCUUUAAUUGCCAGAUCUUCUUCCCUCUAAGGUGGCUGGACAAUAAUCAUAUUAGUGCUCAAUGGGUUCAGUCAGGAACUUUAAGAUUAUCUGUCAUGGUAAAUAACCAAAGGAGGCAGAGAACAUGUGGGAUUUCUGUGCCUUUCUGGAAGGCAACUACUCGGUAAAUACUAAUGUGAUCCUUCUUUUGUAAGUGCUUCUGAAGGCGUCUCACCAUGCUUGUGUCCAUGGCUGUCCUGAGCAGCAGAGUGACACCACCUCUCACAAGUGCUUGUGGGUGCACAGUGUUUACAGCCAGCAUUUAAAUUUAACACAUUGGAGGCACAUGAAAACCAUCCUGCACACCUCUGUUACACCACAUAUUCCUAUUAGGCUUCUCAGAAUCAUAAACACUGCAAUCAGUCAUAUUCAGAUAAAAUUUCCAAGCGCAGAAUGAGGGAGGACACAUCCUAAGAAAGCAGCACAAACACUAUCCCAUUUUCUGGUACCCAAAACAGAGACAUGCAUGAUCUAUCCAGCAGCAAAUCCAGCUGUCCUCAUCUCCACAGGCAGGCACAAAUGCCCUUUCCAUGCUCUGGAAAUGGAGCAUCUGGGCAUUCGUUCCACUGUAUUCACAGUAACUCAGGCAGAUGAUGGAAUAUCAUGCGGGCUGUAAAUAGGCUCAGAGGCAUGACGAAAGAGAAUCAAUUUCUGGGAUAAUAGGAAGAAAAUAACUCCAAAUAUACAUACACAUAAAUCAAGGAAGAUGGCACACUUGCAUGAAAGUGCUCUAAAUGAUGCACUCUGAAAAAGAACUCUGUCGUUUCUCAGUUGCCUUUAAAGUCUAUAGACUUCUAUAAACAGCUUUCUCUCUUCAUGGCUUCCUUCUGAGUCUGGCUCUAGAAAUUACUCUAAAGACAAUGUGUUGUAUAAAAUGAUGUAAAUUUAUUAAGAGCUGUGGAAAAUGCAGCUAAUCCACAACAACAGUAGUAAGACCACAAACCACAAAAAGUGGCACUGACACCACUGAGGUAGCAAUACUCUGCAGUACUUGUCCAUGAGUUUCCCCACCAGAAGGGAAACCAACUAAUAAACAACAUGAGUCAAAAUUUCACCCCCACCCAAAAAAAUCUCCAAGUAUCUGUAACCUGAACUGCUGCCUUAAUUCCAUAGCACACCUGGCCAGGAGGUGUUAUUCCUCAGCGGCCUGAGAUUGAGUCUUUAAAUCUCUGGCACUGAACGACCCACAGCAAUGAGCUCCUCCUCAGCUGCUCCCUUUUUAAACCCAGAAAAGGCCCUGGGAUUUUUUUUUUUUUUUUUUUUUGGUUGGUUGAGGUUUUUUUGAUUGUUGGGCUUAUGUUUGUUUGUUUUUCUCUUUUGCCUUUGUUUAGAGCCUGCUCUGUGUCCUUGUCAGGAGGCACAGUAUUUCUUUAGAGUAGGUGAGGGGAAGAAAGAUGUAGUGGCAAGAUUCAACACUCCCUCAGACUUUUUUCACAUAAAUGGAUAAGGUUGAUAUCUCCAUUACCUGUUGCCCCUGACCUGGCACAGUCCUUAUGUAAGGGUCCAGUUUUGCUCUUGCAGCAGGGCUUCCAAAGAUUUCCAGAAGGGUGCUGUCCAAGAGCUCCACCACAGAGCUUAGCAUCAUCAUCUGAGGCUCAAUGCCUCUGGCUACUUUAAUGAAGUGUGGCACACAUCAUGGGGCCUAUGUUAUCUAUCCUUUAUUGAAAUCAGCAGAGUUCUGCUCUGUGUUUUCCACCCACAUAUCUUUCUUUAUUUUUUCCUGUUCCUCAUCUUGAAUCUUGCCCUUCUUUUUCCUGCAGUAUUGCCCAGCUGUUCUUUCCAGUAAGACUCAUGAUCCAAUUCAACCUUUGAUGUAACAGUCAUUGUUAAACUCAAGUAUCCAUAACCUGAGAAAUUUCCUGAGAGCAAAGGAAUUCAGCUUCAAAAUGUGCUGCUGAAAAGCAUGCACAGAGACUUUGGAACUUGCUGUCUCAGUCUGCAUUUUCAUUAUUUCUUUCUGUGUUAGAAUAUUUGCCUUGAGAAAGCUUUGAAUAUGGGAUGAAGAUAAAUACAGCUUUGGCACUCAGUGCAGUCUGCUUUUUCAUUUGUUAUUCUAAUGAAGCAACACAAACCCCAGUAUUUUUUUUUUCCCAACAGAAGCCAUGUAUCCGAUAGCCCAAAAAAUCCCUUUCUGUACCUUAAACACCACUCUCAGAAAUGACACCCUGCUGUGGUAACUGAAUUAUGUGUCUUAACCCGAUGUCUACUGAACAUAUAAAUUGGUUUGUUUUCGCUCCAUGCUCUGGCCUCUCUAGAUAAGACACACUUUGGACAGAGAAGGGAAGAGGAAAUGGUAACAAAAGAGUAUGAGAAUUUACUGGCACUGGGAAGAUUCUAGUUCCUGCUGAGGGCAUGGGACGCAUUCUAAAAGGCAGAAAGAUGAGUACAAAGCUGAGAAUAGAGCUGACCUGAAAGAAAGGAGCUUGACAAGCUCUCCAAAUUAACACAGAUGUCUGCUGGUAGGAUCUGAUGCUCUGGCUGCUCAGCUUAUCAUCAUAAGAAAGUCUUUGCACAGGACAGAUGGAUGUAUUUACCAUUUUAAAAUCUUCUAAUUAAAUCCUAGUUGGGGUUAAGCUAGCGGAAAAGUCAUUAUGCUUGCCAGAAUUUACAGGCAUUGGAUAUAAAAGCAAGGCAGGUAUUGAUUCCACUCCAGGAUAACAAACAUCUUCAUCUGAGCUGCAGCAAGGCAGCUGCCAAUUAAUUGGCAUCCUCAGUCUGCUGGUGAGGGAAGGGAAGGGAAGGACAUGGCCAAUCUGUACAAAAUAACCUUGAAGUGAGACAGGAUCUCUUUGACCACUCAAGAAACUAGUUGGCUCUAAGAAAUGCCAGUUUCACAGGUGACACCUCACAACCUGGUCAGCAUUCUCUAAGUUUAAAAGAUUUGCUUGCAGUCCCCUCUGCCUUGUAUUUGGAGACAUCAGUGACAGGCUCGAAAGGCUCAUGCAUGCAGCCAAGCCUCUGUUCUUUUUCCUUUUAAGUUUGUCAAGUCUUUCAUCUGAGGUAAGACAACCUCAGACAACCCAAUUGUCUCCCAUCACAUGCUUCACUGUCAUCAGAGUUUUCCUUUGGGAAUCAGUGCAGGAGAGACACUCCAGCUCUGCUCUACAGCUAGGGAAGCAAGUCAUGUCAAAAAAGACAGUGCUCAAAAUGUACCCUUCCCAUAGCAAACUGCCAGCUGUUCAGCCUAGGGGGAGUCCCUCACCCACCACAGGACCAGGAUGCUCAAAGCAGUAGGUGUCCCAGCAGAGAAGCACAGACACAAAGGAAUGGUACUCUAAGAACUGCCAGCCAUGCAUUAGCGAGAUGUCUGGUAGUGCUCAGCUCCCUCCUUUGUCUCCAAAGCUGAAAUUUAACCAUUUAAAUCAUCUAUAUGACAUCUUUAAAAACACUAGCAUCAAAGUGAGAAGUACAGAUAGUAUUUCAUAAUUACUUUGUCAGGCUCUCUACAGGCACUGGGAAACAUUGCCGAGUUGAUACAAUAAGUCAUGUUAUAAACCAGGAGUCUGUUAGGUAGCGUAGGAACUGCUUCACUCCAGGAAUUGUAGAAGCACUAGCGCAAUGCCCUUCCUGAAAACCUGCACACAUUUAUCUAUAAAUGCAUUAAAUCUUCAGAUUUCUCUAGUGCUAAAUUAGACAUGAAUUAAUACUCUCAGCAAAUCAUUGGAGACCUGAUCUUGCAAAUACAGGGAUGCUCAAAUGAAAUCCAGAGCCAAGACUCUGCAUAUAUACCAUAGAUCAAUUUGCAAAGAGAAAAAAGUUACUCCAGUGUGUGAAGGAAACUGUAAUUGCCUGCACUCAGCAGAAGGCAAUCUGCAUUUACUGGGGACUACCCUUCCAUCAUGGCUGUGAACAACCUCACAGAGUUGCUACUGGGUGAGGUGUGCAUUCUAAUUCAAGGCUGGGUGAAUGUUCAUGCUCUGUAUGGUGCACCGUAUUUAUUGGUUUCCCUUUAAGAAGGAUUUUGAUAGGUUUCAAAGACAGACAGUCCUGUAAUAAUACCCGGGUUUUAAAAGCACCUCAGUACAGAUUCUUUUUGGUAUGGCUUGUCUCUGGAUUUCAUUGCCUAAAAUAAGCAGGCACAUUAAAAUACAGAACUCCAUUAUAUAGUAGCAGGGAAAAUAAUUAGCUUCAAGUCACAGCAUUAGCCUAAGAAUCAUGCACCCAAUUGCACAUUUAACCAGUGACAGAGAAAACUUAGUGAGGUCUCAGAGCUUUUUCCUCCCAAUUAAAAAAAAGAGAAGCUAUCUACAGUUUCUUUAAAAGAAUCCCCUUAGCCUCCAGUUAUGGAGAAAGAAAUUCUGGGUUUUGAUGUCAAAAUUGCAUGUUUCUUCAACAGUUUUAUUAGUGCAAAUUUUUUAUGUACUCUGGAAGUUUACAAUAGUUAAAAGAAAACCAGUCAUGUACAUAUGAAGAAGAUUCCAGCUUUUCUUUUCGUGCCACAUUUUUGCUAUUGGUACUGAGCUAAGCACAACUCCAGGAAAACUAGUGCAAAGCACAUCAGAACCUGACAUCUCUGUGUGAUCCAGUGACCCUCUGUGAACUGUCUGUCCCACGACGUAAAAUCAUGAUGUGCAUGGUUUUAAGCACAGAAUAAAAGCAUUCAGCAGGAGAAAGCUGCAAACCAGAAUAGUCAGCCUUUACCACUUUUAUUUUUUCCCAAGUAGCUGAAAAGCCCAGCCUGUGACUGUUCAGCUAAAAUGGAUAACUGUUUUCAAAACUGACAGAAAAUUAUUUACACUCUUCUCUCAAUUUUAGUAUGGUGCUCUAACUCCUAAAAAUUUUUCACUUUAAGUAAAGGGCAGAGCAAAAUUUGAAACCAAUGCUUUAUCCAAGAUGCUUGAGUCACAGCAAAGAUGAAGAGUUUUAAGCAUGCAUUUAUUUAUGUACUGAGAAGAAAAUAAAGCUCAGUGCACAAAGAUCAAAUACUAACGCUAAUCUCUUGUUUGUUUCCCUUUGCUUUCAAGCUUCAGGCAUGCUGGUACUUUUUUUGUUCCCUCACUGAGGUGUGGGUGCAGCAUUUUAUCCAGCACUCUUUUCCUCUCUAUCCCCCUAUAGUAAUUAAAACCAUGCUACCUCUUUAUUAGGGAGGUGUAGGAAAGGUUGGAAAAUGGCUUGAUCUACCUGCCUCCUCUGCUUGAAAGGAUUGCCAUCCUGAGCUCCACAGAGAAGAACCUUCCUUUUCAACAGCUGCAGAGCUUGACCUAAGGAGUAUUCUAUGAACUACACAGCUACAGCACACUUUCUGAUAAAUGACAGCCUGUUUUCAAGAUGGAAAUGCCAUCUAUUUCUGUAGAGCUGACAUAGAGGGACAGCACUGCUGGCUGCUUUGAAGUCAUUCAACUCCCAUCUCAGCCACAAUGUCUUUGCUCUCCCUGGCCAUACCUGACAACUGAACCUACACACACGUGUACGUCAGUGGUGAUGUAGAAGGACCUACAUCUUAUUUUAUGCAUCAGUUACCUCAGUAUCUGAACAGAAAUCUCUAAAUAGCAAAUCACACAAUUGGCUAUCACCUUUAAAUAUUAAGUAAUUUUGUUCUUUAGAUUAUAAAAAGAGACAAUCCACUCAUGCAAAUAUAGUGCUACAAAUAAAACACUGACUAAGGAAUCCAGCAUGAAUUUGUUGGCACCAAUAACAGCAGACAGAGCAACUCUUUCCUAGUCAUCAACUAUGGAAGUGGGAGCUGCACACACACAAUAAAGAAGACAGAAAAUACUCCUAAGGAGCACAUUUCAUAAAAGAGAAAAACACCUUUCUUAACCAAACUCAAAAUAAGAGUUACGAAGGACAGAACAUGAAUAAAAAAUUUUAGUAGCCUAGAUUAUAAACAAAACAAAAAUUGGACUCAUGUGAUUAUUUUGUUAGUUCAAGGUAGCCACAACAGAGCUUGUUUAGAGCCUAUCAGUGUAUUGGCAAUGCCAGAGUUUUGAAAGAAUAAGGUCUUGUUAACCCAUAAGUUUAGUGAAAUGAGCUAUGACAUUUCUCUUGGGAAAAUUCUCUUGAAAAAAUUUGUCAUAGAAUCAUGGAAUGGUUUGGUUUGGAAGGAACAUUAAAGAUAAUCUAGUUCCAAACCAAAGUCCUCCCUUUGCAGCUGUAGUAUUUGUACAUGACAGAGUAAGGUCACCCACAAUACCUAAAAGAGUCCAUGACUGCAUUUUUCAUCUCUCACACAGAGACAGUUCUGCCUAUGCCCUGCCUCCUUCACACAGACACUUUAGUCAAAGACUCUCACGCUCCAAGAAAAUUCCUGGAACAGUACCUACUUUGGCCUCUGAGAAACGCCAAAAUGUACAUGCCAAUGUAGGACAGUCACUUCAUAGGCUUUCCACAUUUUGUGGGACAAGACAACCAUUUUCCAUGCACUUGUGUUCUUUUUUUCUGUGAAUGCUAACAGGCGUCUGACAGUUUAAACUACAAGAGAAGCAGCACAAGCUUUGCUGUGCCCAAAUGUGCUGCUCAACAGGAAGUAGUAAGAAAACAAUGUUUUAACAGCCUAGAAUGUGGCAAGAAGAGCACUUUGAUCUGCUUACCAGAAACUUCUUUAAAUAGAGAUGCGGCUACAACACUGUUAAGCUGAAAGGUUCAGUAGUUAGGUGAUUCACUUCAAAUUCAUUACUCCAAUGCAUUACUGACCACUUUUUAAGACUUAGUUUAGCUUCACAGUUUUUAUUUCAAAUCUUUCUCUUAACCUACACACACAUUAAUUAAAUCUAAGCAGUCAUUAAGCUGCACUGCAGAGAUGCCUUGGCUUACCGGUAAAUAUCUGCGAUCACAGAUUAAGCUGAGGCAGGCUCAUACAUUUUUUCAUUUCCUUGUCACUGUUUCUGACUUGUCAGACAUGUGCAUGACCCGCACUUCCACUUCAGUGGUUCUCCUACUGCCCCCUAGCAACUGUGUCAUGAGGGAAAUAGUGUCCCUCUGGAAAAAAUUCAGGAAGUAUUUCAGAAGAGAUUUCAGAGAAAUGUAGUUCAAAUGCUUUCACCUGCAAUGCCAUGGUAAAGUGAGGUGGAGCAUUCACAGAAACACCAGAGUCUGACUUCUAACAAGAACCCUCAACAAAACAGCCUAGGCUAGGUCACCAUCAUAUUUUAAAGAGAUCAGAGUUUUUCUUGUGCCCAGAGGAACAGGUCAACAUGAACCAUGCUGUGAUAUUACAGGCUCCAAAAAGUGGUGGAAGAGACAGUAUUCAAAUGCACAGAAGGCAUUGAGUUACAAGAACUCAUUCCCUGUAACACCAGUCACUCAGUAGAGCACAGGAGUUGUUUCGCCCAAAGUAAGGGCUAUUUUCAUUCAGAAUUGUGGCUGGGACCGCUUCAUUCAAGGUAGAAUAAGUUUAACCCAUUGGAAAAAGAGGACAAGCUUCUGACAUUCUCUUAACCAUGAUGAGAAAGUCCACUAUGAAGGCUAAGGUGGUUAAGGACACACUGCAGAGCAGGAGUCAGCUUUAUCACUUCAGCAAUGAGGACACAUGAGGAGUCCAUUUCUCAGCUCAGGCCAUAGCAAGAGACUUAGACUGUUCAGGGUGAUUCUCCACAAAGCUUCAGGCCACAUGGACAGUCUGAGUUUUCUACACUGGGUCCAGCAGAGCCACAUGAACAUGCCCGUGGUAGUCACAAGGAACUCUUAAAAGAACAAGCUCAGUGUUCUAGAGUUGCUGUCUUGCUCACAAAUUCUUUUUGCACCUUGGUCAAAGUUGAUACAGUUGUAAGCAUGCUACCAAGCAUAGAGUAGAGCCUGCUGGCUUCACAAGGAUGUCUCACAUGAGAAAUAGUUGCAGGGCCAGGCCUUUGGCUGCCCAGGAGAAAGUAUUUGCCCACACUUGUAUAAGUGUGUCAAGAGGGAACUAAAAAAACCCCUAAAACCAGGUGAAUUGAUGAUAGCACUUUAAUAGGAAAUUCAUUCUUCUUGAAGCUAUUGAAAGUAAAAUCACUAGAGAUUACAGCUCUCUCAGGAUACAGUGUCUAUCUGAACAGAAAAUAAAAUCUAGCAAAGUCAAGGGAAAAGCCACACUUUAUCUCUGCAGGCUUUGAAUGAAGUGGCAUCUGUCUACUUUCUCUUUCCUAAGUACACAGGGACUGCUCUGCUAUCUCAAAACGUGCAGCACAGAAAACCCCACCCAAAGCUGCUCAAGUAUGCAGUGUUAGAUUUCAAUGGAAAUUUUUCAGUGCAGAGUUAUCAAGAUAAGAAAUUUUCUCUUUAUAGUCCUUGAUAAUAAGGUUUUGUAACAUUCAGAAAAAAACACCCAGUGGUUUCCCCACAGGAAACCCAUGAUACUGCUUUUAAUAGGAGCCACAAUUUCAGGGGCAGUUAAUGAGAUAGCAUUUUGCUUUAACACUGGUUUUAAAUAAAGCGUUGAUUAAAGACAGGCUUGUCUACAAUGCACAAAGGACCCUGAUUAGUUUUUUUAAUUUUAUCAUUAAGUACAAAAUUCAUGGCGAGAGAUAGAAGAGCUCUCUGCAGCAUUUGAAGCGCACUUGAAAGCCUGACUCUUUCUGGCAGCUAUUUUAAACCAACAUCUCUCCUGUAGCACUGUUGCUCAUUUGUGCUCACAGCACAAGGAGAACCAGGUCUGCACUCAACAUCAAAGUAGAGUCACAUGCUCAGCUUAAAAGAACAGUUCUAUUUCUCCAAUAUGUUUGUGAGACUAGAACCAGAGCAGACUGCACUUCAGCAUAAACCCAAUUAAAAACAUUUCUGCUGUACUUUGCCCAGAAAAUUCUGAAAUUUUAUUAUUAAAAAUAGAUUUCCAUUUCAAACAGAAAUAUUACUUACAUCUUGGAGGAAUACCUAUUCUUUUCAAGACUGCUACUACAAAGAGUGUCUCUUACAUUCUUUGCAAGGGAAUUUCCACUACACUUAGCACUUAGCAUAGAAAAUAAUACGAUUUUUCAAAGAAAGGUUGCAAUUUGAGUAGUAAUAGAUAAAGUAGGCAUUUGAGGCCUGAUGGUGUUGUCAGUUGUGCAACUUAUUUCACCUUCAGAAAGCCAGAAUAAACAUGCAUUCUGCAGUUUUAGAAAAGCACAACUUGCUGGCAACUCACAAACACCACAAGAUGUACUUUUGUACUGUUUGUUUGAUUCCAUUUCAGCACAGACUCACUCCUUUAUGUACAUCUGUGCACAUCAAUAUUUAACUGUGGUCUGUUUACCUUCUCCAAGAACUUCAGUAGCAAGAGCUAUUCCCAGCCAAGGCAGAUGUCCACUUGAGACAGACUCUCUUCUCGAGAUACCAGCAUCAUAUGUUUACCAAAGAUCACAUAAGUAAUUAAGCAGGCAGAGACACUUUGCUGGGAUAUGCACCCAGGAAUUUAUAGCUUGGGGACUUAAAACAGAGGAGGUAAUGCCUUUGUAUGCAAUUGAUGGGGAUGAAGUAGCAUUGCCUUAUGUCCUCUCUUUCUAAAUUUAGUCAUGAUUUGUCCUUGUCUCUAUUGUCCUGAAUAAUAGCACUUUACCCAGACUACUGGCUCUCUUAAUUUUUUUAAACGUAGCACUGAUACAAAGGAAAGGGGGAAAAAAAAGAAACCUCAUAUUCCCAAUGGAUUUUACUGCCUGAAGCGAAUAUUUUCUUGCUAUCUAACAGAGCCUUCUGUCUCUUGCAGGUUGCCCAAAAUAGCAUACCAAGUUCACAUUAUUCCAAUAGACUUUGCUUUUGCAGCCAUUCGAAGCUGAUACAGUACAGGAAUGAUUUGCUCUUGGAGAGCAGAUUUAUUAACACACCAGCAGGACUACAGACGCAGAAAUCCCCUGCUGCCUUCUCAGUGUUCACCUUUCCAUUAUGCUCCUAAUUAUCUCCAAAGAGUUUAUUUCUUGUAACCUUCUUGGUCAGGCUGAUAAGCAUUUUAUUUGGAAUCUUCUGCAGAUCUCAGAUUUACUCCACAUGCUCCUAGCUGAGAAACGAAGCAACUGUCUUUGUUUUCACAACGUACAUCUUCCACCCUCUCCAUUUCCUCUCUCAGUUCAGUUUCCUUUGAUAAGAAUUGCCACCAUUCUGAAUAUUUUCAGCUUAAUUCCUCCUGCUCUAUUCACUUCAUUAUGAUAAAGCUCUGAGCAGUUAAGAGUCUAUACAACCCUUAGACUUGAAUGGGAUAUAUUAAAUUAAUCAAGACUAAUCUGUUCCUUCAUGUUCAAAUAAGAUGCUAAUCCAGUAAAUUAUUUCUUAAGCAUUGAAUCCAAGGCAGUUAAUACAGAAAUAAUAAUCCAAAGUAAACACAGAUUGCAGAGGACAUUUUCUCACAUUAGAGAAAGAGCACAUUGCUCCUUAGACUACACUGAGGGCUAUUUCAGUUUAUGUAUUCCAAAAAGACAAACACAAUCAUGUGAUUCACAUUCUUUUCAUAAGAACCCCAUCCCACUUCUACAUCAUUCUUUGUAGAAAAUAAAACUGUUUGCUCUGAAGAAAAACCCCAAAAGCCAAACUACACCUAAAACAUCAGAAGCUAACAGAAGGUUUCUAUGACAGUGCUCAGCGUGCAAACUUCCUUUGGAAGAAGCUACUCUGAUUCUGAGAAUAAAAUGGCUUCUCUACCUAAACACAGACAUGUUUCAUUAAAUUCUAAAGACAAAUAUACACAGUAAGCCACAUACUGGUUUAUCCUUUCUUUCUACAACUGUACUGGACUGUGGCCCCAGAUUCAUAAACUCUAAAGAAUGGAGGAAUGACCUUAUAUUAUUCUAACCUGACUUUCAAGAGCUGGCAGUGUUAUAAUUCCUUCAUCAUGCCUCUGAAUCCUAUUGUUGCUAAACUGUAAGCUCUCAGCAAUGAUUUUCUGCCUUGGUUUAGAAACUACAAGAGAGGAAGAGUCACAUAGCACUCCUAGGUAAAAUAGUUCCAUAAUUUACUUUGAGAAGUAUCUAAAUACUUUUGUUGAAUUCAAUAUAACAUUAAGCCCAAGAAGACUUAGAACUUGAAUAUGAAUAUUACAAAAGUAGGUUUGUAUCACAUAAAUGAAACUAAUUGUCCUGUACAUGUUCUUCUGAGACAAGACAGGUAGACAGUAAAUACAAAAGUACACAUUAAUACUUUAAUUCUCUCUUGGAGGCAAACACUGAAGGAGAAUGUGUGUUUGCUUGUAAAAGCUGAACCACAUUUCCUGUUUGUAAGAAAGAAGGUGAAAAAAAAAGACUGGAGGGAUUUGAGAUUAACAGCAACUCUAAAGACAGGUUCAUGCUGCCAGGCUCAAAAAAAGAGUAUCCAAUUUCUGCCAACGUAACUUGAUUUCCUGUUGGAUAAAGGAGAGGAGAGUAUUCCUGGAAGCAACAGAACCAGAGCACUCUGAGCAGGAAAGAAACCUGCAUCCCAGAAGCCCAGGUGAUUUGUGAUUUCUUUUACUGCCAGCGCUUAUAUCAUCUUGUUUCAUCAUUUUAAGAACACCUGGAGGUUGGAGUACAACAAAACAAAAAGAGCUUUGGCAACACCAGCACAAUGAGGCAGCAAAACCUGUUAGAAGGUUUUGAGAUGGAGCCCAGUCAGUCAAGGAGCAAAGCUCUGUUUUCUCAGCAGGAGCAAAUGCAUUGCCACCCUCCCUUGGCCAGCAACAUGGAAAAGUGCAUUCCUGUACUCCUUUAACUUGGCUUAGGAAACAAACAAAAUGUGGGCUUCCCGAGGGAAUCCAGUUACAGGAAUGGACUGCCAUUUUUCUGUCUGGGGAGUUUUGGCCUUCCUGAGUUUGGCUCUGCUUGUUUCAGUGACACUGAAUAUUGUACACUGUAUGAAAAAGAAGCAAGCUAAAAUGCAUAAAGACUAUGAAGAGAAUGACCCAAGCUAUGAUGGCUAUCCCACAGAAGAUUAUCCUGUUUAUGGCAAUCUCAAUCAAGAUAUUGUAGAAGAAUGUUGUUACGAGCAGAUGAAGUCCCAGCCUCAAAGACCAGUUAACCAGCUACAGGUGGAGCCUGCCAGUCAAAUGUGUUAUGCAUCACUUGAUCACAGUGUCAAGGGAAAAUGCAGAAAACCAAGGAGAAAGAAUGAUCCUUCAUUAGAGGAAGAUGAAGGAGAAAGAUCAUCUAACCCCAUGGUGGCUUCCAAAGUUAGCAUUUACCUCAACAGUGAGCAGCUGGCUGCCGAAAACACAGGGAAAGUAGAAGCCAUUCAUGAUGAUCCUGUCAGAUUAAUGGGCUUGAUUCAUAAUACAAAAGGGGAGAACUGAAUAUGCAAUGAACCAAAUAUGUAACCAUAAAAUGAGAUUUGCUUUUUUAUUCCGGAGGAUCAAUGAUUGCCCAGAGAAAAUAUUCUGGAAAGCUGACAUACUAAACAGUGGUAUGAAAUGGGUAAGUGUUCCAAACUGUCUGCCAAACAUAUUUAUAGACUAAGCAAGACAUAGGUCCAGACUGCUACUCAGAUGGAUAUGCCCUUCUGAAGACAAUUUGAAAGAGUUGCAGAAGCUGGUAGCUCAGCAUUCACAUGGUAGUGAUUCCAGUAUGAACUGAUCCUGUUUUAAACAAUUAUCAGCUUUCAAGCAGUCCUAAAAGACCCCGUUAUUGUCCAUAUAGCUCUAGCAGAGUACAACUAUUCCAUAUUAACUUCAAUACUUUUGAAAUGAGAUUGCGUUUUGUACUUGCACACUUGGUGAUUAGUUGUUCUACCAAAUAAGAACUAAUCUGCUGUUCCACACUGUGAACAUCCUGACUGUGACUGGUCUAUGGCAAUGAUUGGAGAAUAAUUUAACAGCUGAUUUAAAGCUGUAAUUGUACAUUUCGCAAGACUUAGCAGAAUCUUUGUGUAUCUUCAGUUUCCUCUAACCACACUAGAAUACAUCUCAAAUCUCAACUCCUCUACUAGUGUAAUAUUGUAUACACCUGUAUUCAAUGGUCCAUAAAGAUUAUCACACCAUCUGUAACAAUAAAACUAGGAAGGAUUUCUUCCAAUACCCCAUGUUAUGUUUGCAUUCCUAUUGGGUUUUCCAUUGCCAUCCUUAACUAUUUUACAAAAACAACAAGAGCUUUUUAUUUCCCCAAACCCCUCACUUACUGUAUGCACAUUUAUUUGAAGACUAAACUCUUUAAAUGUUAAAUUUUAUAGAGUGGGUAUCUGUUUUAUAUUAUAUUUUAUAUUCUGGGAGUCAUUAAGUAGUUGCAGCAGGAAGCAAUAAGGCAAGUUGAUGUAAUGUGUUUGCCUCUAGGUGUCAGACACUUCUGCCUUCUCCAAAAACCAGGAUAUUAUAGCCUUUAAAAUCCACAAUCAGUGCCAAGGAGCUUAAAACUCAGAAGCGCACAGAGCGCUAGACGUGUGUAAGGUCCUGAGAGAUAAACCUGGAAACAAAAGGCCCAUAGUACAGAGAGCCAACACCUUCUAACAGCAGAAAUGGAUGGACACAUCAAGGGAUGAGAUAAAUCUAUGAAAAAAAAAAAACCCAAAAACCAAAAAAAAAAACCAAAAGAAAAACCCCAAAACCCCCAAACAAUAGUUAAAUUCAACCUGUCAUUUCAAUCUGGUAACUAAUUUAAUGGAAAUGAGGUACCCACUUCUUUCAUUGAGUGUACAUGUAACAUAAGGUUCACUUCACGGGAAGUAACUACAUUUAGUUUCCUUUCUGUUCUCGGUCUUCGUUGUUUAGUCCAGCUAUAUGUUUAUGCUAAUUUUCAUCAGCUGCUUUCCCUUGUAACAUAGUUUGUUCAAGGAGCAUUUUUGUAAAUAUUCUCCAUAUAUAUCUAUACACACUUCCUUUUCACAUUUAAUCACUGCCACCAAUAAAUUAUUGAUUGUGGCUCUCAGGAUGAUCUUUAAUAGCCUAUCAACUAAUUCCAAGGCAUUUGUAAUGCUGCCACAUUUAAAUUUCGCUUUAUUCUUUUGGCUCUUUACCCUCCAUCUGCUUAAAUAAGCAACCAAACAACCUAAUUUUUUUUAAACAAGUUUUGGGGUAGUUUUCAAAUGAUUACUGAAUCCUUACAUAAAAAAGCAUGUUCAAUAUUGUUCCAUCUUCAAGACAUUAGAGAAAGACCUACAUAAACUAUGAUAUACUACUUAAAUUCUUUACAUAUAGAGCAAGUUUGAACUAAUUACAAUGUAAGAAGAGGGGCUAGGUUCUAGGUUUACACUGUCUCAGUAACCUCAUCUGUUUUUCCACUGUUCCCUAAAUUUUUUUUUUAUAGCAAAGAGAAGCAGUGUAAAGUUUUUUUUUUAUUAACAGCAAGCUUAGUAUUCAAGUACCAGUUCAAUGGAACAGUAAAGAAUGAGUAAACAAGAGGAAAUAUGGUGGAAAAAGCAAUACUGUUUGGGAGGGAAGAAUGGAACUCAAAACACAAGAGAUCAGGUAGCACACUGACAUCUUUAUCAGUUGAGGCAGAUGUAUUCCAGCAGUAAUUAUAGCAUUUGAUAAUCACUGCAGAUGUACCUGGCUAAACAUACCUGGUCUAGCAGUUAGUAUCGUUAGGAGAAACAACAGCUUGUAUCGUACUUCUAAAAGUCUGCUGGCUCACAUGGUGUAGGAGGAUCAACUCUAAAAAUAGAAACUCUUUCUCCCUUUUUUGCUACUGCUAGCACCUAAAACAUGGCAUUUGGUAUGAUCUUUCAACACUUAAAAGGUUUUUCCAAGAAUAACCUCAUUAAAUUAUUUCAAAGUAAUCUUCACAAAGACAAUUUUGCUAUGUUGAAUAAACCAACUUCACCUCCU